GCCAUUUCCGUCUUUAGCCAGCCGGUGGUGUCACUCAACAACCGUGGAGACUUCAAAUCACUUCAAAUAAUAACUGACAUUACUGAAUACGGACUGAGGCAAAAUAUCACCUUGUCAUUCCUUAAAGUUGGUUGAAUAUCAUCCCUUCACCUCUUGUCCUUGACAUAGACUCUUUUAAAGUAACAGCUGUCAGAGAAGUUGUCCAGCUGUUUUUCUGAUGGUCAGCCAUGGAUGAAGAUGACAGCCAAGAUGAGCUGAUCAACCGCAGUACGUCCCAUGGCAAAGGAAAAAGGGCUGCGCUGUGGGCCAUCUCAGAUGACUCGGAUGAUGUGGAAGAGGAGUCUGAGGAAGGAGGAUCUGACAGUAGUGCGGAAGAAGAGGAGGAUCACGUAGAUGGAGAGGAGGAGGAGGAGGAGGAUGAUGAGGAGGAUGAGGAGGAAGAAGAAGAAGGGAACGAAGAGGAGGAUGAUGAGGAAGAGGAGGGAGAUGCUAAGGCUGAGGAUGGAGCUAUCGGGGCAGCCUCCGCAGACCUUGCAGGGAUGAGCUCGGAUGAGGACGCAGAUAAGUGUCCCAUCUGCCUUAACUCAUUCAGCAGCCAGCCUGUUGCAACGCCAGAGAACUGUCAGCACUACUUUUGUCUUGACUGCAUCCUUGCAUGGGCCAAGAAUGUAAACUCGUGUCCUGUAGACCGUCUUGCCUUCAACAGCAUAUACCUAAGGAAAUCUUAUGGAGGCAAAGUGAAGAAAAUGAUCACAGUACAAAAGCCUGCGAAGGAAGGGCUAGAGGAAACAGUAGAUUUGGACCUGGAGCAGACCAGCUGUGAGGUGUGUGGGGGCAGUGACCGUGAGGACCGCCUUUUGCUCUGCGAUGGCUGUGAUGCUGGGUAUCACAUGGAGUGUCUCACACCACCUCUUGACUCUGUUCCUGUGGAGGAAUGGUUCUGCCCUGAGUGUGUAGCCAACAACCGGCACUCAAGGGGUUCAGCUGAAGAAAUUAGUGAUACCGAGAGCCUACCUUCUACUGCCCGUCCUGCCACCAGUCGCUCCCACUCUGGUGCUGCAGCUCCCACCAGAGCUAUCGCCCGAACUCAGCAGAGUGAGAGGGUUCGAGCCAACGUCAACCGACAUCGCAUCACACAGGCACGCUCAUCACAGUUGGCGCCCACAUAUCUGAUUCAGUCCACUUGGCUGGAUGAGACUAUUAAUGCUGUGGUGGCUGGGCUCAACACGGCUGUGUAUGUACGGGAUUUCGCACCCCGCGCCCCAGCUAGCCGCAGGCGUAAAACCGGAAGACGCAGAAAGGUCAGACGCAAGAAGACGUCUUCUUCUAUGGCUAAAAAUGGUAAAGCAGCAGGUACAGGAGUCAAGAGGAGGAAACGGAGAGUGAGGAGGACUAAGUCCAGAAAAAAACUGGCGUUAAAAAAGUCAAUCACUCCUCGAAGCCGUAUCGCUAACAAUCUUGGAAUUGUAAAGGACAAGAAGAGCUCUUCACUUCCAACAGUAUAUCGGCCGUCAGAGCACACACUGAGCAGCAUGCGUGCUGACAUAGGUGCAGCAUCCCUCUCUAUCUACGGAGAUCCAUUUGACCUGGAUCCCUUUGUGGAACGUGAGGAAGAAGAGCAGCAGGCUACAUCACUGUUGGAAGCCAAGCGACGAGGGAUCUCGCGAUCUGCUCUUCGUUCUCACCAGCCUGUAGCUCGACCAGUCACUGCGAGCCUUUCAAGGAGAGGUAUGGAUGUUCCACAAUCAAGGAGUGUUGUGGAGGCUGCUCCCGUGCCUGACCUCCUGGGCAGCAUCCUAUCAGGACAGAGUGUCCUGCUAAUGGACAGUUCUGAUGUUGUUAUUAAUCGAGAUGGUUCCCUUAAAACUACGAAGCCGAUGUUGCCAUCUGUGUUAAAGCCAAGUUGCAGCAAUAGCUGUAGCUCAGGAGAUGGCAGCACCCAGAUCAGCCCAGUGAUGUCGCCCAACCAGGGAGACAGUUCUCCAUCGCCUCACUACAACAGAGACCUGCCAGGAUCCUCCCAUAGCUCCACCAACAGACCUUUCUCCCAGAGCUCUUCGCGCUUACACUCCCCAGCCAGCCACAUCCCAUCAUCUUCCCAUUCUGAUUUACCACCCCGAGGUCACCCAACUUUGCUGCCACCUCGUCCAAUCAGACCCACACCCCCUCCUGGUCACUGGAGAACCAAUGGAGUUAGAGCCCCCAGUCCUUCCUCAUCCAUCCAACCUACCCUUGACUCCAGCUCUAAGAGCAAAGUAGAGACCUCAUCACAGUCCCAAACUAUAAAAGCACCUGUAAAGCCCAUGUGGGUAGAUGUGUCGGUUCUUCCAAGGAUACCAAAAAUAAAAAGGGAGAGCAGUGGUAUCACAAAUGAUGACACUGGUCAAGGGGGCGGCACUGGCAGUAAUCGAAGCAGCAGUAGUAGGGGAAAUGGUAGAAAUUCUGCCACCAGUAGUAAUGGUUAUGGCAUGCCAGAAACAGGCAUGAACAGCCUUGCUGGGGACAAGGGAAAGCAGCAAAGCGUAGACCAGCAAAAGGGUAGGGCUGACGGUCAGGCCCAGAGGCAGAGGCCAGAUGGAAACAGCUCAUCCUCAGCCUUCUCCAACUCAUUCUCCUCCUUCUCCUCUACUGGCUCCUCUACCAACCAGCAACGUUAUUCCUCAUCGUCUUCCUCUUCUUCAUCAGCAGUGAGCUUCCGCAUUAACUCCAGUGGGAACUCCUGGCAGGCAAGGCGGCUUAGCAGCUCCUCAUCCUCUGCUGCUGGAGGCAGUUCGCAGGAACACCGCAGAGAAAAAGAAGAUGAAGCAAAGAAGAGACAGCUGCACAGGGAUAAACAGAUGCUUCUGGCAUCACGUACAUUGGUCAAUAAGGAACAAGACAGUAAUACUAUCUACGAUCCCUUUAAUCCUACUCUGUCAGACUCGAGCAGCUCAGAGGAUGAAGCUGAGAACAAAAGCCUGGAUGGUAGCUCCCGACGUGCCACACUUGAGGGGAUGGCCCCUAGUUUAAGAAAUGAGAAGGGUUUAGUGCAAAGCAAGCAGAAACCAGUUCCUGUGAAAACUGAAACACAGGAGAAUGAGGACUUCCAGGAAGGACCGAGGGGAGCUAGUCCUCAGGAAACCACAACACAAGAGGUCAUAUUCUCAGAGGAACAUGUCAAGGUCGAAAAAGAGUCAUCAAUAGAGACAAAGACUGAGAAACAAACCCAAUUACUUGACAUUGAAGUUAAGAAGGAGCCCGGGUUAGAUGACGCAGGGGAUGCUGAAAGGUUUGGUCACAGUGUAAAAAGUUUGAAUUCAGAGACAGCAAACACCACACCACCUGUUCAACACAGCCUGGAUCUUUUAAAGACUGAGAGAGAGACUCUAGAAGAUGAUAGUGGACAGACUGUUGGAACUCCCAACAGUGCUCCCCCUGACUCUAAGAACGAUUCAUCAGCAUCCAGCUCUGCUCCCACUACGAACAGACAAAAACCAGAAACUAAAUCAGAUUCUAAAUUGGACUCCAAAUCCUCUCCCAAGUCAAGAGAUUCGGGCCAUAACAAGACCUCAAAGGAGAGAUGCUCGAGCAGUUUGGAGACAGACAAAGAGAGGAGAGGAGACCAUCAUGCAUCAAGCCAGGGAGGCCGACGAAAAGAAAAGGAGAAGGACAGUCAAAGGAGUUCCAGGCGUUCAAGGUCCAGAGAGAAGAGGAGGGCCCAUUCAUCCUCAGAAAGCUCUCAGUCCAAUUCCCCGGAUAGGACUCGCAGAAAGAGGCGGCGAUCCCGGUCGCGAUCCAAAGACAGGAGACGAUCUAGAUCUGGUUCCAGCUCCAGCAGCAGAGAGCAUUCAAGAAGGAGGAAGCAAAAACGAAGGAGCAAGGAAAGAAAUGACGGCAGAGAGAGAGACUGUGAAAGAAGACGUUUGUCAAAAGACAAGAGACGUGGUCGGUCUCGCUCAAAAUCACGUUCCAGGUCUAGAUCAAAGGACCAUAAACGUGGUCAUUCUCGCUCAAAAUCACGCUCAAAAUCACGGUCCAGAUCCAGGGAAAGGAGGAAAGACCACACACGACCGCAACAAUCUUCUCUCUCCUAUAGAGACAAGGUAGAGUACCGGUCAAGAGACAAGAGAAGACAAAGGUCUAGAUCCAGAUCAAGAGAAAAACGGAAAGAUGAAGGAUCAUCAUCCAAGAGUUCUCAGAAAACUUCAGGGUCUAGUGUUUUGUCCCUGAAAGACACAAAACAGUUAAAGGACAAGAAAAAAGAGAAGGAUAUCCCUCGGAGCUCCCUCAAAGAGGAAAAACUUGUUCCACUGAACAAACACACGACUUCCUCCUGUGCUGCCACCUCUGUAGUUAGUAAGAAAGACAAAGACCUCAAGGCAGAUGUCCAGGCCACAACAACAGAAAUGGCAAAAGAGAUGAAGGUUGGAAAAGAGAUUAAGAAAGAAAAACAACCACUUCUUGAUAUGUUUGAAGAUUCUCCUAUUACUACGGAAAUUAAGAAAGAAGAAACUGACAUCCAUGCCUUGACGGUAGCUAAAAGCAUAGAUGAGGAAGGAAACAAAGAAGACCCCAUCAAGACUGAGACAAUUGAAAUCCAGACUGAGACUGAGACAUUUGAAAUCAAAACUGAGACAUGUGAAAUUAGGACUGAGACAAGUGAAAUCAAGACUGAGACUUGUGAAAUCCAGAUAGAUAAAUCUGAGCCAAGUUCCCCAGAUUUAUGCCAAUUACCCCCCGUCACCUCAUUUUCUACAUUGACCACAUCUGUUACAACAGACUGUCUCCAGGACACAGUCUCUCCAUCUCAUCAAGAGUUAAUAGCCACUGGAGAACAAUCUGACACUGUUGGGUUGACUGUCCCUGUAAAGCAGGAAGUUCUGCAACCCUCAGACUCUGAUGAUGACUUUAAUGUUGAUGUGAUGCUCGACAACCUGGACUAUGUGAAGUCUGAGCGCACAGAGGAAAGUGGUGAAUCUCUCAAACAAAAGAAGGAAGUGGAGGAGGGGAAGAAUGAACAGGUAUCGACUGCAGUGGGGGCCAAAUCCAAGUCUCAAGUGAAGAGGGUUACCUGGAAUAUACAGGAGCCUGAGGGGCCUCAACCAGAGAAAUCUCCAAGCAAGCUGUCCCUGUAUAAAUUGAAGCUGAAACAGGAAGGUCGCAGACCCUCCUCAACUGUCCAGACAUCCAGUCAGGACAUCACUGGAGCUGUCAGUCAUCCUUCCAAGAAGGGUGCUGCCGGUGCGCUCGGUACCUCCUCUAGACCUGAUGGUGCACAAGGAGAGGCAGAGGAGGGAGAUUUGUCGAGGAAAGACCAGUAUUUGAAGAAGCUGCACAUGCAGGAGAGAGCUAUAGAAGAGGUGAAGCUCGCCAUCAAGCCUUUCUACCAGAAGAGGGACAUCAACAAGGAGGAAUACAAAGAGAUUCUACGCAAAGCUGUCCAGAAGGUGUGCCACAGCAAGAGUGGGGAGAUCAACCCAGUGAAGGUGGGCAAUCUGGUCAAGGCAUAUGUGGACAAAUACAAGCAUGCUAGGAAACACAAGAAAGGAGAGGACUUAGGGCAGACGCAGGAGGCUGAGACCAUGAAAACUUCUGAUAGCCCCUGAGGAGGCGUGAAUUCCAGGCAAGGACAGCCACACCCACUGACAACACUUUCUCCUAUGUUAUAUUAUCUUUUAUUUGCGUCCUACCACUGGGUGUGAUCUCAAAUCUCUCUGACAAACCCUACCUAAACGGUUCACUAAGAUUUACUCUCAGCUUCAAGACGGAACAUUUUCUAUAAUGUCGAGCUUCACUGAAUUUUGAGGACAACCUUUUUUUUUGUUUUGUUUUGUUGAUCACUUGAACUGCACCUAGUGAUGUCUUGUGCUUGGACUGUCACUGCCAAGAACUGGUCUCUAUGUGUAGUACAGCUCUGAAACUCAAUGGGAAACUGUGAGGUUGUGCCUUAAAGAGGCAGAUCUCAAUGACCCUCCCAUGGAGCGAUCAGUCAGGUAGCUUUCUCCACAGGCAUAUCACUGGGAGGAUGCAGCGUCGGCUUUGAGUUGAGUUUCCCUAUGGCUGUUUUGUUUUGUGGGGAGUCGAGGGGUAUUUAUCAGUGGCAAAACUAAUUCUGUUGGUUCGUAAGUGGUGUGAAAGUAUGCAGAGUAUGCAUAUUGAACAAGUUUGUCACAUUAAGGAACAACACUGUUAUGCAAUUUUUGUAGAAAAUUUAUCAGUAGAGUAACUAAACAAUUUUAGAUUUGGUUGUAAAUAAUAUAGAUUUGAUAUAUCCACUCGUAUGUUUCUUUCAUCUGUGCUGCCUGUUGUGAAUGACUGGCAUAAAUGGCUCUAGUUUAUAGAGUU
This is a messenger RNA of Epinephelus moara (kelp grouper), 6324 nucleotides long. It is a transcript of the gene phrf1, whose product is annotated as PHD and ring finger domains 1. The transcript is spliced from 20 exons. The coding region runs from base 228 to 5585 and encodes 1785 amino acids. The record is from RefSeq and is a predicted model, not a curated record. Lineage: Eukaryota; Metazoa; Chordata; Actinopteri; Perciformes; Serranidae.